UGCCGCUGAUUGGUUCAGAGGGCUGCCUAUCAUGCAGCCCCACCCCUCCAGGAAUUGGCAGAGAGUGGUAGGACUGCAUGAUGGACAGCCCUUGCAACUAGUCAGCAAUGAGGGGUGGGACUAUGGCAGACAGCCGUCAUAACCAGGGACCACUGAGGCCCGUCCACCAAUCGGAGCAUGGGGGGAGUGUCAUAACCAGCCCAUGAAAAUGGUGGUUGACCCAACGAUCAACCUGCAAAAUCGGCCGGCCGCCACCUUGAGUUGGGUAGAUCCGUAACUGUGAGCACUUGACUCCUCGACCCCUAUUUUAGAGACUGAAUCGCGCACCUCUUUCUCUUGUUAUACUGAUAGCAAAACUUUCCCGUGAGGCCUGGGUGCGUUGCACUUGAGUUAACAUCCGGAAAUGGGGAGAGGAGACUUAGGUGGCUAGCACUAUUUCUACUGAUUCUGACAGACUGGUGCCGCUGGUAGGGUUUGUGUAGUCUAGCGUAUAUCCCAGCCGCAAGGCCUUUAUGAAUAAAACUGCUCCAGCGUGAAGCAUGACAAGCAGGGGAAUACCUGCCAAGAGGAGAAAAUUCACAAACCCUUAUUUCCUUGAUGAAUGGGGCAAAUUAGAACAAAAAAAGCAAGUAAUUAAAUAGUUUUGUCUGUGUUUGUGACGGUUCAAAUUGGUUUAAUGCUUUCAUGGCCUUUCAUUAACGCACACUUAACUAGACAAGAAAAAGCAUAAUCUAGGUUUAGACCUUGCUAUUUUCUGUGCCUUGCCCUGCUGCUCUUGGGUAUUACGGGGAAGGAGGGGUCUGGGAAUAGAGCAGGAGCUGAAAGCAGUAAGGUGAAUCGAGGGCAGAGCGAGAGGCUUAACUUGCAAUUUCCUUGCUUUUGUUGGUUCAAAUCUGACCCUUUCACUUCAAAAAAAAAAAAAAAAAAAAAAAAGUUUUGUAUUUCAUUUCCUUAGUUGUAUAAGUUAAUGGGAGAGGUGGGUAGAAGGAGCUAGGGACAGGGGUCAGGUAUAGGACAGACAAAAAUAAAGCAAAGCACCUGAUUUCAUUUUAUUUUAUUUUUUACUCCCAGCAGAGACCUGCAUACUUCGAGUAGGCCAAGAAAGAUAUAAAAGUGGUUGUCUUCUGGUUGAAUGCUUGAAAGCUUUUGGAUUUAGCUGGCUUUACAGCUUUCUGUGCAGCCCUGGAGUAUCUCCCUCCCUCCAAAUACCUUCUGGGCAAGAUACACUGACCCUGACUAAGCCAAUGUAGCUGGAAAAGAAUUGGGCUCAAUAAGGCAGAGAAAAACAGUCUUUCUGGCAACCGAAGGGGACUUCUUUCUUUGGCUCCUCGGAGGCUAGCUCCCCUUCCCAACCAUAGCACCGUGCCUCUUUCCUGUUAGUUCUCUGCCAGCUGAAAGAUGGAAGCAGCAAAGGAAAAUAAAUAUGCUUCAAGCUGUGGAAACAUUACCGAAGACAAAAACAUCCUGCGUGUUAGAGCUAAAGCUCCAUUUUUAAUCGCACUCAUGAGUAUUGUGUUCUGGGUCAUGAAACUUAAUCCACAGCAAGCUCCAUUAUAUGGUGACAGCGUUAUUACAGUGCUGCUGGCUGAAGAAGACAAACUUGAAGAUGAUGUAGAUUUUUACUUGGUGUUUACUGGGUCCGCUGUCCAACACUGCACAAGCACUAGAAAGGUUAAUCCUGGAACAUUGGAGACUAUUGCUCCUGGCCAUGACUGCUGCGAGACGGUGAAAGUGGAGCUUUGUGCCUCCAAGGAAGGGCUUCCUAUUCUGGUGGUGGCAGAGGACAGGUUUCAGUUCAUUCAGGAUGAGGCCUAUGAUGCAGCUCAGUUCCUAGCAACCUGCGCUGGGAAUCAGCAAGCACUGAACUUCACAAGAUUCCUGGAUCGGUCAAGGCCGCCGUCUGGGGACCUGAAUUUUCUGGAUGAGAAAGUGGCUUUGGCAUUUCGACAUCUGAAAUUGCCAGCAGAAUGGAAUGUGCUAGGAGCGGAUCAGACUCUGAACGAGAAUAUCCCCCGGGAGACACUGUUGCAUUUUUCAGUGAGGCUAGGUCUGCAGCGGUUGACAUGGUUUCUGUUACAGCAGCCAGGUGGAAGAGGAGCUCUCUGCAUCCGCAACAAUGAAGGAGCUACACCUGUGACUCUGGCCUUGGAGAGGGGCUAUCAGAAGUUGCAUCAGCUUUUGACAGAAGAAGAUGCUGGCGAACCUGACUCUUGGAGCACUUUGUCUCAUGUCGUGCACUCGGGGGACUGCUGUGUGAAAUACCACCAGGGUCUGAGUGUUUACACGCUGACAGCUGAAGCCAAGAAUGGAGCCAAGGCUGCCCUGGAGAACGACAUAGAGCGGCUUCAGAAAUGCUUAAAAACCCACCAGCACACGAAUGCAAAGCAGCAGCCAGAGUCUGAGCCGAGAACUGAGGAUAAUAGCAGUAAAGGAAGACAAAUGGAAGGACACCAGGCUGUUGUAACCUACAACUCUGAAGAAAUGUCUACAGAAGUCAGCAAAGAAGGACCCUCUGCCACAGCUGACUUGGAUUUAAGGCAGUUCUUGGCCCCCUCCUGCCACAAGGAGGAUGAACGUGACAGUGGGAGUUUGGGAGUGCUUAACGACAUGUCAGGUGAUUUGCUGAGUGUGGUAAGCACAGAGAGCCGGGGGUGUUCCUCAGAAAGUCAAAAUAUAGCUACGUUGAGUAAAAAGGAAGAGGAGGGGCCAGCCUCUAUUGUAGACUCUGAAGCUGUAUCAGAUAAAAAUGCCUGCACACUGAGCCCAGCUCCUGGAAUAAACGGUGCUGCAAGCCUUCCAUCCUGUGGAAAUACAAAUGAGGAAACUGGAAUGACAUCCACUGGAGUUAUUCUGGAUCAAACCAGCCUGGUCAACAAAGAUAAUACCCAUCAGGAAGUGCAAAUUGCCGAAGAGUGCGCAACUGAAAGCCCUGUAACCACGGUUGAAACUGCAGGCAAACCCCGAACUUCCGGGGAGGGUGUGGAUGUGGCCAUGGGCCAGUCUGAAUGUAAGAACUGUGCGGGGACUAGAGAUGCCUCUCCAGUACAGCGGCAUGAAGAACAUGUGAGUGCUGAGGCAACGGGUGCCAGAGCUGCAAGCCUGAAGGAAGUGCUCCCAGCAGGUGAGGAGCUGAUCCAUGCUGCUGAGCCCUUGCUUGGUGACGUUAGUAACGCUGCCUUUGAAGGUGGGGUCAUGCAGGUGAUGCAAGCACAGGACACUGCAAAUGUAAGGACUGAUGCUAAUAUUCUCCCAAAUGGCCUUGGGGAGACUAGUAAUGAGGGUAUAACAGACUUUCAGGCUGAAACGACAAUGAAUGGCUUCUCAGAUGACCCAGGUCAAGAUGCCCCUGUUGUAAAGGAGAGGCAGAGUGUGACUGCUGCUGGAGAGGAGCUUCAGGCAAUGGGUGAGAUAAAGCCUUCAGAGAAUGUAUUGAAGCAGGAUGUGGUUGUCCUGGAAGUUAACAACAAUAGCAAGAGCAGUGAGUGUGGGGUGCAGGUGGACAAUGGAAGCCUGGCUCUUGAGCUGAAUGAGCUGGAGUUGGGUGAACAUGCACAUGAUGGUCAUCCCAACGCUGAUGCCGAGCGGGGUGCCUUUGGCAAGCCUGAUGAAAUUGCUACCAAGUCUGCACGUGACCACAAAGCCGGUGAGUUAAUAGCUGAAGCGGAGCAGAGCCUCAAAACACCCGUGGAGAUGUUGGGAACUGAAACUGUGAGCAGCAGAGGAACUGCAGAUGGAGGCCAGGGGGCUGCUGGCAAUUGCCAUGCUGCUCAUCAAGCUGUUGAGCAAGACAAAAUAAGUGACAGCUUAAAUCCAGAGGCUGCUGCAGCUUGCAAAUGUGAGCUUGAUUCACAGCUUCCACGUGAAGGAGGCUUGGUUUUGGCAGGAAAAGGGCCUCUGCAAAGCCAGGCACUGACUCCAGAAAGCACUUCAGAACUGGAGAGGGUCAGUGCUGAAAUGAGACCACUUGCCUAUCCUGUAUUUAGGGAAGAUGCACAGCAGGGGCAAGCAAUUAGUCAGGAGACAGGUGCUGCAGUGUCACCUUCUGGACAGGAGGCAUGCAUGCAUGAUAAUAAUCCUAAAUUAUCCUCAUGUGCCAAGGAUACAGAGUCUAUACAGGAUAAUUUCAUAGGCACACCCUCUGCAAUUCAUAAUAAGGAAUCUAAACAAAACCAGGAAGUAGCAGAGACGGCAGUGGUUGCUGAACAGGGAAGUUCUGAACCUGGCACGGUAACCACAGAAACUAAUUUGCCCCCAGAUCUCAGGGAAGAGGAGAACUCUGCAUGCAGUCUCCUGCCUCCAGCUGAGAGAAACAGCCCUGAGCCCGAUCAGGAGCUGGACCAAAGUGGGGCAUUUGGCAGAGAAAGCGCCUUGUCCAAGGAACCUGGUGUUGCUGUUGUGAAAUCCUGUGCUUGCAAUCAGGGUGAGCAGCCUGAGGUGAGUGACAGUACUGCAGACACUGGAUUGCAAGGAGAAAUCUCUUGUCAGGAGGCAACUGAGAAUGUGGCGGCGGAUGCAGGGGAAAGUAUCGCACAAGAGUCUGUAUUGGAGGACAAAUCCCAAGAUGCAAAGGAUGAUUGGCCUUCCAGCACAGCAUUGAACCAAGAAUGCGAUCUCAGCCCAGCUCUACAGGGAAGCUGUCCAUGUGCAGAAUUAAAGGAGGCCUUGGGACUGGACACCUUUUCUGUUGCCUGUGACAAUAUGGAACCACUAGAGGAGGCCCAGAGAUCCCUAGUAACAAGUUAUCCGGAAGACCAAGGGGAUAUGGACAAUGUACUUUCCAGGGUAUCACUUCAGCCCAUUGUGGAAGAAGCCACAUGUGAUAGUGACUCCAGCUCAGACACUGUCUGCUUGGCCAGUGAGAAUGAAGCUGGGUCAGAAGUGAAAGAGGCCCAAGAGAUCUUGGCUGAGCUCAAGGAAGAUGAAGAAGAGCAGAACAAAGCUAUAUUUGCAGCACCUCCUUCAUUGUGUUCAGAGAGUUUAAACGCUGCCGAGCCAUUGGAAAAUGUGGGAGAAAAGAGUUUUGUUCCAGAGGGUGAUGGCUUUUCUCUAGAUGAAAUUACAGAAGGGGUAGAGGGCCCUGAUGCAGUCGUUUCUUCAGGGGAGGCACCUUGUUCACCUGAACCGCCAGUUAAGAAACCAGAAGGUGUACCUGUUGCAGAAGGAACGGAGACCGAACCCCAAGCUGUGGUAAACAUAGGAGCCAUGCUGGACAGAGAAAUGGAUUUAAGUUUGCCAUUUGGUGAUCUAAGCAAGGGAGAUACAAAUCCAGGAGUGCUGGGAUCUGAGAUUGUUAUAGGAGCGGUGGAGAUGAAAACUGAAGACGAGCUGGAUUUUCUGAAGGACCUCAGA
Messenger RNA from Alligator sinensis (Chinese alligator), 5349 nucleotides. RefSeq names its product A-kinase anchor protein 13-like. Lineage: Eukaryota; Metazoa; Chordata; Crocodylia; Alligatoridae. The transcript has 8 exons. The record is from RefSeq and is a predicted model, not a curated record. Gene Ontology annotation, molecular function: MAP kinase scaffold activity. The annotation marks the transcript as partial. Gene Ontology annotation, cellular component: membrane; actin cytoskeleton. Gene Ontology annotation, biological process: adrenergic receptor signaling pathway; regulation of Rho protein signal transduction; positive regulation of canonical NF-kappaB signal transduction.